Messenger RNA from Paramecium pentaurelia, 600 nucleotides. The record is from the annotation of a GenBank genome assembly. Lineage: Eukaryota; Ciliophora; Oligohymenophorea; Peniculida; Parameciidae.
AUGAAUUGUCCUAUUGUAUUUUAUAAACCUCCAUAAUCAAAAAUAGCAUAGGAUAAGAGUUCAAAUGUAAUUCUUGAUAGAUUUCCACAUUCAAGAAAAAAAUAAUUAAAAUCUAAGGCUAUUACAAGAAUUUAAGAGACUAUAGAGUAUGCUUUAGAGGCAGCAUUUGAUUAUGGAAUUAUUCAAGAAGAAGUGAAUGAAGAUUUCUUAACUAGAUGUGGUUAUAAAGAUAAGAAAUAGGGAUAAGUAAAUCCUAGUCAUAGUUCUUAGAUUGAGAGUGGAAAAUAAUAAAUGGAUUUAUUGAAACCUCCAAAAGUUUAUAAGAAGAUAUUUUUGUCAAGUGAAUAUAAUUAAUCAGAAUAUGCUUAAAAUGAAGAUGAGAAAUAAUUGGAAUAGAUUCAUAAAGAAUUUUUAACAUUUAAAAAGGAGGAAAUUGAAGGGAUUGAUAAAAAUGAAGAGUUGAUAUGUUAUAGAAAGAAAGAGAAUUUGAGUAACAUCCUUAACUGUUUAAAAGGGAAUAAAUACAAAUUAGAAAAUACUAGAAUAACUCGAAUGAAAACUUAUAAGUUUAAAUCAUUUCUCAAGUUUGGGGUUAAGUGA